CCAUAGUGAUUUGCCUGUAUUGAUUGACUUAUGGGCAGAGUGGUGUGGUCCUUGUAAAAUGAUGGCACCGCAUUUUGCUGAAGUGGCGAAACAAAAUCCACAAGUGAUUUUUGCCAAAAUUAAUACCGAAGCGUCUCCGCGCUUGAGCAGUGCGUUUAACGUACGCAGCAUUCCGACCCUAAAUAAGCGGUGCGCUUCGUGCGCCACAAUUGCAACAAUGGUUAGAUCAACAGUUGCAAGCCCAGUCAUAACGAAAAUUGGAGUCAACGUGUCAGAGAUUCAUGUGAAACCAGAAGGGAUGUUGUCUCUUCAGACAAUUGCAAUGCCAGCCGAUACCAACUGGAGUGGAGAUGUUUUUGGUGGUUGGAUUGUGUCACAAAUGGAUUUGGCGGGUGCAAUUCACGCAGAGCGUUUUAGUAAGGGACGCUGUGCAACGAUUUCAAUUAAUCAGAUGACGUUCUUAGUCCCAGUGAAAGUCGGCGAUGUCAUCAGUUGUUAUACCAAACUGUUAAAAGUGGGCAAUACGUCUAUUCAGAUGGAAAUUGAAGUGUGGGAUAGCCAUGACAGUUCACGUCCGCCUGUACGUGUGACUGAAGGUGUAUUUACCUUUGUGGCAGUGGAUGUCAAAGGCAAUAAGCGCCAAAUUCCAACUGAUGUGAAAGAGAAAUUUUUUGCCAAUCAAGCUAAU
Molecule: messenger RNA, 688 nt
Organism: Notodromas monacha
Lineage: Eukaryota; Metazoa; Arthropoda; Ostracoda; Podocopida; Cyprididae
Source: the annotation of a GenBank genome assembly